Molecule: messenger RNA, 771 nt
Organism: Pichia membranifaciens NRRL Y-2026
Lineage: Eukaryota; Fungi; Ascomycota; Pichiomycetes; Pichiales; Pichiaceae
Exons: 1
Coding region: 1-771 (256 amino acids)
Cellular component (GO): mitochondrion
Molecular function (GO): NAD(P)HX epimerase activity
Source: RefSeq, a predicted model, not a curated record
AUGUCGUCCUUCAAAACAUUAUCUGCGAAAUCGGCGGCAGCAUUGGAUGGGUCGUUGAUGUCGACGUUGGGCUACAAGCUUGAACAGUUGAUGGAGCUGGCAGGGCUCUCGGUGGCGCAGGCGGUGUACUCGGACUACAAGCCGGCGGAGUACCCGAAUGUUGUGGUGUUGUGCGGACCCGGGAACAACGGCGGAGAUGGGCUCGUGGCGGCACGCCACUUGUCCUUGUUCGGAUACAAGAGCGUCAAGGUGUACUGGCCCGUGGUAGGUAAGAACGCGUUCUACGGGAACUUGAAGACGCAGCUGGAGCUCUUUGACAUCGACAUUGUGCAGGACGCAAGUGCCGGGGACAGCGGCGCCAGCGCUAGCGCCAGCUUGCCCAACUUGCACAGCGUGCUCCGGGACUCGAGCAUCAUUGUCGACGCCUUGUUUGGGUUCUCCUUCCAUCCGCCGCUUCGCAAGCCGUUCGACUCGAUCAUCCUGGCCAUGGUUGAACAGCAGCAGAAGCACGGCAAGAAGAUAUUUGCCGUGGACGUUCCGAGCGGGUGGGACGUUGACGAGGGGCCCACUGCCCGGUCCGGCACCGAGGAGUACAUGCCGGACGCUCUGAUCAGCCUCACGGCGCCCAAGCCGUGCUCGCUGAAGCUCGGCCCGGAGGUGAAGCACUACCUCGGCGGCCGCUUCAUUCCUCAGUGUGUCGCAGACAAGUGGGACUUCCAGGUCCCCCACUACCAGGGCGCAGACCAGUACGUGAAGUUGGCCUCUCCUUGA